CAUGGGCUUAUUAAAGUCAGUGGGUAGAACCAUAAACACUCAAAGAACCAUUUGCAUGGUUGAAUGGUUCAUUGAAUGGUGAAAUGGUUCCUCGGGUUGACACGGAGUCCCAUAUUUAUAGGUCUAUAUUGGUUAUGCUGUUAGGAUGUCAAGUUUGUAACAGAAGAACCCUUUUAGGUCCUAUAUAGAACCAUUUACAAUACAUUCACCAUCAAACAGAACAUUGAUUUUACCAUGCAUAGAACCAUUUAAGCCUGCAAAUGAUUCUUUGACGUGUUAAUGAUUCUAUAUAGGAACUGUAGUUACUAAAGAACCAUCUUUUUAAAGAGUGCAUAAAAGUGAUAAACCAGUGUUCAUCAACCCUGGUCCAGGAGAUCUACCUUCCUGUGCAGUGCAGUUCCAUCCAUGAUCUGCUGCAUCUGCUCCAGCUAAUUAAUUUCUUCAGAAGUCCUUGAUUGCCUGGAUCAGAUGCAUUAGUGCUAGGUAAGGGAGGACAAUGCACUUUGUAACUAAACUCUGCAAGAAGGUACACAUCCAAGAGUAGUGACUACCCCUGUACACUUUGAGGCUUUCCCUCUUCCCACAGCUUCAGGGAUAACUGGGGCUACUGUUCACAUGAACAAUAUAAAAUGCCCAAACUCGGCUGCACAUACCUGAUAAUGUCCAUUCACUCAAUGCAAGAGGUCUGCUGCCAUUUGUUGCCAAGAACCUGAAGAAAUGGAUGAUGUCCUGGUGCAAGUCCUCUCCUGCUUCUAGUGUCCACCUUCCUGCAUGGUUUAAACUUAUCUCCACAAGCACAUCAGGAGAUGUCAACAAGAGCAAUACAUCUCACUGCUGGGAUCCAGAGACAAUACAUAUGAAACAUGGCAUCCAAAACAAGCUUCUGUACUCACCAACCAUCCUCUAGUACUGUCUGUUCUGAAACAUCUGAGAGAAGAACGCAGGAUAAUACGUACAAAAGGAAAACUCACCGCUGCUCAGACUGCGGGAGGACUUUUAAUCAAAACAGCAACGUCAAAGCACACCAGCGAAUUCACACUGGAGAGAAACCAUAUCAGUGCUCGGACUGUGGGAAGAGCUUUAAUCAGAAGAGUAAUCUCAAAGCACACUGGCGCGUUCACACUGGAGAGAAACCCUAUCACUGCUCAGAGUGUGGGAGGAGUUUUAAUCAGAAGAGUAAUCUCCAACGACACCAGUGUAUUCACACUGCAGAGAAACCGUAUUACUGCUCGGACUGUGGGAAGAGUUUUAAAAAGAAAGGAACUCUCAAAAUACACCAGCGCGUUCACACAGCAGAGAAACCGUACCACUGCUCACAGUGUGGAAAGAGUUUUACCCAGCAUUGUAGUCUCCAACGACACCAGCGCAUUCACACUGCGGAGAAACCGCAUUGCUGUUCGGAGUGUGGGAAGUGUUUUACCCUGCAGAGCUGUCUACAACGGCACCAGCGCAUUCACACAGGAGAGAAACCGUAUCACUGCGCAGAGUGUGGGAAGAGAUUUAGUCAACAGGCUCAUCUCCAGCGACACCAGCGCAUUCACACCGGAGAGAAACCCUGUUACUGUUCGUACUGUGGAAACAGCUUUAGAGACAGAAGUACCCUCAAAAAACACAAGCACGUUCACACAGGAGAGAAACCGUAUCAGUGCUCCAAGUGUGGGAGGAGUUUUACUCAACAGAGUAUUCUCCAGCAACAUGAGCGCAUUCACACGGGAGAGAAACCGUAUCGCUGCUCAGAGUGUGGGAAGAGUUUUAGCCAACGGGGUCAUCUCCAGUUACACCAGCGCAUUCACUCUGGAGAGAUGCCGUAUUACUGCUCAAACUGCGGGAAGAACUUCAGACAUCCAAACACUUUAAAGAGGCACAAAUGCAUUAAGAGGGAGGCGGAAACAUACGACAUAUGUUUGCCAGAAAGCAGCUGUAACAUGCUGUCCAGUGCUCGGCAGAUGACCUCUGGCACUAAUGACCAUCUCAGGCAGAAGGAGAACAACACUGGCAGCAGGAGAUCUCUCUGCUGUUCCCAGUGCGGGAGGAGCUUUACUCAGCAGUGUAAUCUCCAAAGGCACAGACGCAUCCACACAGGAGAGAAGCCGUAUCGCUGCUCAGACUGCGGGAAGAGUUUUAACCAGCUCAACGGACUCCAAACACACCAGCUCAUCCACACAGGAGAGAAGCCGUACUGUUGUUCAGAGUGCGGGAAGCGUUUCCGGGAGAGAGGGACGCUGACCCGGCAUCAGCGCAUUCACACUAGAGAAAAGCCCUAUUGCUGCUCAGAGUGUGGGAAGAGCUUUAAUCAGCAGAGUCAUCUUCAGCUACACCAGCGCAUCCACACCAGGGAGAAGCCGUAUCAGUGCUCAGAGUGCGGGAAGAGCUUUAACCAGCAGAGCCACCUGCAGGUCCACCAGCAGAUUCACACCGGGGAGAUGCCGUAUUACUGCUCCGACUGUGGCCGGAACUUCAGGCAUUCCAAUACUCUAAAGACACACAAAUGCAUUAAGAGGGAGGAAGAAACACACGGAAUAUGUUUAUCCGUGACCAGAAAGAAUGAUGUCCUGAGCCCAUUUUCACAGUUCGCUUUCAUACACCAUUACAAUUUACAUCCACAAACACAUCAAGAGAUGCCUAAAACCCGUAACAGGAAAAAGCGGAAGAUUGCCGGCAAGAAGAGAAGUCACCACUGUUCCGAGUGUGGAAAGAGUUUUGUUAUAGAGAGUCAACUCAAAACACACCUUCGCUUUCACACAGGAGAGAAGCCGUAUCACUGCUCAGAGUGUGGGAAGAGCUACACUAUCCAGGGUCAUCUUCAACGUCAUCAGCGCAGUCACACAGGAGAGAAGCCACACUGCUGCUCGGAGUGCGGGAAGAGCUUCAGUCAACAGGCCAGUCUGCAGACACACCAGCUCAUUCACACAGGAGAGAAGCCACAUUGCUGCUCAGAGUGUGGGAAGAGCUUUAGGGAGAAAGGCACCCUGAGAAGGCACCAGCGCAUCCACACAGGGGCGAAGCCGUAUCACUGCUCAGACUGUGGAAAGAGUUUUAAUCAGCCGAGUACUCUCCAAGCACACAAACGCAUCCACACGGGAGAGAAGCCGUACAAGUGCUCAGAGUGUGGGAAGAGCUUUACUCAGCACAGCAAUCUCCAGGUUCACAUGCACAUUCAUGUAGGAGAGAAGCCGUUUCACUGUUCAGACUGCGGGAAACGCUUCGCUAUGCAGAGCAUUCUCCAAAUACACCAGCGCAUUCACACAGGAGAGAUGCCGUAUUACUGCUCGGAGUGUAGGAAGAGCUUCAGGCAUUCGAACUCCUUAAGGACACACAAAUGCAGUAAGACAGAGUCAUGAUGUCAGUUAAAAGCCAUGAUUUUCAUUAUUAGUUGCUGAAAGCUACAGCUGUGCGUCUCAUAAUACAUGCUACUGGUCUGAAAAGAAAUUUCUGAAACCAGCUGGUUUUCUAAUUGGAGCUACUUUGGCUUUGAGCUUCUACAGAUGUGAUUUUUUGUUUCUUUGUUUUGUUGUUUUUCUUCGCAGAACACUGUGGCACUUAAAAGUACAUCUACAGCAAACUCAGUCUGUUGUCUUUGGGCACCUCCAGGUACUUGUGUCCAAGAGAGAAUCAAAUGACUGCUGAAAGUAGGAGGAGACUGUCUAUUUUGGAAAUUUGUAGUUUUUCCUAUUUGUAUUUGCAACAUAUUUUAUAUGUUGAUACUUAAUAUUUUGCUUAUAGGUUUUGGGUUUUGAAUGGUUAAAACCUCUGCCAGCUCUAUGUGUGUGGGAAAUAUACACAAAAUGUGAGCUUGAAAAUAAAAUAAGAAUGAGUGCUUA
Messenger RNA from Pygocentrus nattereri (red-bellied piranha), 3821 nucleotides. Its product is annotated as zinc finger protein 850-like. The transcript has 5 exons. The record is from RefSeq and is a predicted model, not a curated record. The coding region runs from base 864 to 3341 and encodes 825 amino acids. NCBI's taxonomy places the organism in Eukaryota, Metazoa, Chordata, Actinopteri, Characiformes, Serrasalmidae.